AUGACAUCUGAUAAUAAUUCGCGUUCAAGAUCCAACAAAAUCACUAAACGUAAUAGACGUCUCGUACGCAAUAAUAGUACAUCUCAAUCGGUUGCACGCGUGAACACAUCACAAGUAAGACCAUCAUCAACACGACCAAUAAGACCACCAUCAUCGCCUACUGCAGAAGAACAAAUGCUACAUGAUGGGUUCGCCUUUAAUUCCUUUAAUUCGCUUCAGUGUUCAGAAGUUCGUAAUAUUGAUAAGGCUCCAGAGAUUGAAGUUUUAUG
Racocetra persica is the source of this 269-nucleotide messenger RNA. The record is from the annotation of a GenBank genome assembly. Lineage: Eukaryota; Fungi; Glomeromycota; Glomeromycetes; Diversisporales; Gigasporaceae.